Marchantia polymorpha subsp. ruderalis is the source of this 2122-nucleotide messenger RNA. NCBI's taxonomy places the organism in Eukaryota, Viridiplantae, Streptophyta, Marchantiopsida, Marchantiales, Marchantiaceae. The record is from the annotation of a GenBank genome assembly.
CUACUCACGAGCCUCCUCUCAAAACUGCUCAUGUCACUCGAUCAUUCUCAAUCUUCUGCAACAGCUCAAAACUCAAUAUCACAUUCUCUUCUCAUUGUAUCUGCUUGGCCUCGAUUCUCCACCAGCAAAUUCUGGUCUUUUCUAGCUCAUCUUACAGCUUCUUUAACCUGCCUUGUACCGAGCGGUCCUUCAUCACCUUCCCAGAGUUUGGUUGUGACAGUAUCUGGUGUUUGCUUCGAUCGACUCAGCAUCCAGUUUCUUUCGUUUGGAGUUUCUUCAUUACCAGCGUGUGCAGACCUCUUCACGAAUUAUACAGCGUGACCAUUACCAAGUGCCUUCUACCUUCCUGUCAUUGCCUCUGAUCGACUACAUGACAUACAUGUCCGAGGCUCAGCUUACCAUGACGGGAGUGCAGCUCACUUCUUCUCCUGAGAAGGUACUGGCGUCGAUUGCCGAUGUCAAAGAACUGAACGACUCUUCGGUCACCAAUGCAGGAGUGCUGUCUGCCAUCCUCCGAGGAUUUGAGCUUCCGAAAAUUUACGUGCAGCCGGACGUCGAGAGAAAAGGCAAAGUUCACCUGGACGAAGAUAUUCAGCUGCCGUCUGUGGACCUGUCCGUCUUCAGAUUAGCCGAGGACGAUCCCAGAAGAAAAGAAUCGCUGGCUACGAUCGUUAAUUCCUGUAAAACGUGGGGAUUCAUCCAGGUCGUGGGACAUGGUGUGGACUUGCACAUGAUAAAAAGAUGUGAAGCAGAAGCACAUCGUCUCUUUGAUCUUCCGGUCUCGGUGAAGGAGAAAGUCCUUCGGGUUCCCGGAGCACUUUAUGGUUACGGAUCCAACUUUUUCCGUAAUCUUACUGCCAUGAACUGGGCAGAAAGCUUCCACAUUAGCCAUGCUAAUGUGAGAGAAUAUGCAGCCAAGCUCUGGCCCACUGAAUACGAGCAAUUCAGUUCGGCCAUCGAGGAGUACAUCACUCAAGUACAGGAUCUGGGGGACAGAUUUCGGAGGAUUUUGACCGAAGGACUCGGCGUGCCUCGUGAUCACUUCGAUCAGUAUUUUGGAGAAGGAGAUGCACUCGCAACUCUGAGACUGAAUUUCUUUCCUACAUGUCCAGAGCCUUCCAAGGCUUUGGGCUUGAAGUCACACCGAGACCCACACUUUUUCACCUUGCUGCACCAAGAUGAGAUCGGCGGCCUUCAGAUCUGGAACGAGGGCAGGGACGAAUGGUUCAACGUUAAACCCGAUCGCAACUCCUUGAUCAUUAACGUCGGAGAUAUCCUUCAGGCUGCUAGCAACGGAGUGUACAGAAGUGUUUUGCAUCGAGUGGUGGUGAACAGCUCAAAAAGUAGACUCUCGAUGGCGUGCUUCUACAACACGCGUGCUACUGUUGUCUCUCCCCCGGAGCUGAUAAGUGCUGAAAACCCUCAAAGGUACAGGCCUGUAAGAUGGGAGGAUUAUGCCAAAGAGGCAUAUACUAUAACUACAGGAAAAGUUUCACAAAUUGAUCAGCUAUACGGUAUACCAGAGCAACAACACAAGUCCUGAUCCAUUUACACAGAUGAUCGCUAAUGCAGAAACUUGAAAUCAGCUCUGACUGAUUAGUCAGAGCAGGUGUUGGCCACAGUAUUGUGGGCUGUCUGAGCUAUUCUUAGGGUCCAAGAGAUUCAGACUAUAAUAAUCUUCAAAGCGUCAAGAGGUUAACAAGUUCAACCAACAUACUUACGUGGAGAAGACAAGCUUGAUAUAAGGUCAAGAUUUGUCUUCCAUGACGAGCAGCGAUCGACAUUCAUCGGUUUGUUUAGGGACGCUCGCUAGGACCAACAGUACUAUAAGCUUCAUGCCGAGCAACUAGGGACAAUUUUCGGCAUCUUCGUUGAGACACACGUCAUAUAUUACUUCUCCAGGAUUCAUAGGUUUGUUCGGUGAAUAUUUAAAAGUUAUCAUUGACAGAUGGUAUGAUUACGGCCAUGAUGUUAUUGGAUCCAUCGAGCUUCAAGUAUCUGAAACAUGGGUAGAUGUACUCAGCAAUUUUGGCAGACUUUUGUCAUUGUUGUCAGACCCUGUUGACAGUGGUCCACGCUGUAAAUUAUACGAGACCAUAUAGUAAUAAAAUAUCGGAUGCCG